Messenger RNA from Miscanthus lutarioriparius, 1251 nucleotides. The record is from the annotation of a GenBank genome assembly. NCBI's taxonomy places the organism in Eukaryota, Viridiplantae, Streptophyta, Magnoliopsida, Poales, Poaceae.
AUGGCAUCAGAAGGGAACAAAGAUGUACCUAAUGAAGCUUUGUCCGUGGACCAGUCAUCGAUUUCUGGUGUGAAACGCAAGCGUGGCCGCCCAAGGAAAUAUGAGUAUCCUGUAUAUGAAUUACCACAGAAGGUACAGCCCAUCCAGAGUGCCCCCCCUCUUCUUCACUGCACACAAGAUGGCUCAAGUAUGGCCAGCCAUACAUUAGGUGGCAGUGCUCAUGGUAAUUGGUCCGGUCAACCUAGAAAUUCGGCUAAUGCUUCUCUUCAAGGUAAUUCUGGCAAGGAUGACUUUCUUGGCAAGCAUUUUGUUGGCAAGCUGACCAAGAAAGUUCCUGGGUUUUCCCUCAUUACGGUAAAAGUGAAGGACAAUCAGGUGUUCAAAGGUUGGGUUCCAGAUGAAAUUAAUCUCCGUCCAAUAACACCUAAGGAUGACCUUGCCCCAGAGCUACCCAUGCUUCGACCAAGUCAAGUUCGAAAGCGAGCAUCAGCAAUCCAUAUGCAACCUGCUCUUCCUGUGCCAAUUCACUUGGAGGAUGUUACACUUGCAAAGCCUCUGCAGAUGAGGAGACCUGUUGAGAAAACUAUUGCUAAGCAUGCUGCGCCUCUUGCUCCUAGGCCUUACAUUGGUUCUGGUGUUGUUGCAGCAGUACCUAUAUCAGUUGCUCCCAGUAAUCCUGAAAUGAGAACUUUGGCCAGGCAGGAUGCUGAACUUGUGAUCCCACAAUCAUCAGUUGCUGCGGUGCCAAUUAAAUCUGUCCGUCCUGUCUCGGUACCAUGCAAGCAACUGGCUAAUCAAAACGAGUUUACUGGAAAGAAGUCUGUUGAUGAGGUUCAGAAAGAUUCAGAAUCUCUAAAUGUAACCAAGGAAUCACCAGUGAAAGAUGAAAAACCAAGCAUUGCUCUUGUGGAUGUAGUGGUCAAGGAUUCUCCAGGGGAAAGGCAACAGCUUAAUGAUCAAGUAACAGAUGUGGUUAGGGAAUCUUCUGUUCAAACUCAAAACGUUGAUGUGACAAUGUCUGAUGAGAUCAAGAUAGAAUCAGGCGCCAGAGAUCAGCCAAAUUCUGCAAAUAGUGAACAGCAGAGUUCUAAGGAACCAUCAGACAUCACAGAAAAAUCUGAGCAGCUGAAGACAGAGACCGAUGUCCAGAAAGGAGUUGAUGCCUCAAAGUCAGAUGCCUCAGACAUUCAGCCUGCGCAUGAUGAACAAGAAAUGAAGGCUUAUUGGGAUGUGGAGCUGGAGUUUUUGUGA